This is a messenger RNA of Patella vulgata (common limpet), 1743 nucleotides long. RefSeq lists its product as uncharacterized. Lineage: Eukaryota; Metazoa; Mollusca; Gastropoda; Patellidae. Bases 129 to 1379 code for a protein of 416 amino acids. The transcript is spliced from 3 exons. The record is from RefSeq and is a predicted model, not a curated record.
CGUCCAUAGUCAUGACGUUUUAUGCUAUGGAUUGUACAUGUACUAUAUUAAUUUUUAUACUCCAGGUUAUAGCGGAAUUCAAGCCAUACAGGUGUGUCAAGAAUACAGAUAAUAUUUAAAUUGCCUAAAUGUUUAGAAAAUUGCGAAGACGUUUUCGCCGGAAACCAAACCAGACUGAGCAAACAUCUCCAAGAAGUCUUUGUAAUGCCGCUUGUCACCGUAGCUUAAUGCAAGGUGGAUUUCCAGCGUUUAAAAUCGAGUUUAAAAAACUUCUACGGUUAUACCAACCAGACAACAUAACAGACAACAGAUUUAUACGAACAGUUGUUUACGCUUGUGAACAUACCUAUCAGACUCAAAACUUUGAUGAUUUCAAAUGGCUAGUACUCAAAAUCAAUAACCUCGAUGGAUUAAUGAAAUUAUUUCAUGAAUUGUGUGAACUUGGUAUAACAGUUUAUUGUGAAUAUAUAUUAUCUAUAUACAGUCAAUUUCAAUAUCGUGAUAUUUCUGACGUAGUUUAUUACGCAGUGGAAUCGUGCGAUGACGUAUGUAUAUUGUAUUUCGUGUGUGAAUUAUCUAUUAAUAAACCAGAAUUGGGUAUCGAUAUUAACAAACGAUCUGGUGCCGAUAAUUUUACACCUUUUAUGAAAACUAUCAAGAAUAACAAAUAUAAGCACUGUUUAGUUUUAAUUGAGUAUGGGUGUGAAGUGAAAUUGUUGAGGGAAAAUGAAAAACCAAUUUUCUCAUGGGAGGAACUAUUCCCUUGUUUUUUUGGGCCAAACCUCAAUUACCAACAAAGAUUUGAAAAGGCUGGUGUACGUUAUCUGCAAAUGUUUAUUGACUCCGGAACAGAUUUAGGAAUAGGCGAUAUAAAUGGGAAUACAAUGUUGGAAUUAGCUCUUGAAAAACAGGUGUUGGGGUUGGCGAUCUUUCUAUUACGUAACAAUUUUCCUAUAACUGAUAAGUGUUUUGUUAUUCUCAAUAAAUAUUACUUGCCUAAAAAAACAGAAGACUAUAAUGGUGGUAAAUAUAUAGAAUUCCAAAAACUAUACAUAAUAUACUUGGUAUCAUUGUUCAGCCUUAAGUUAAACUUUGUCAAUGGAUUGGAUGCUGUUCUAUGUUGUACGUAUAGGUCAGUACAUUCAAUUAUAGGCAUGGAUCGCUUUAUUGAAGAAUUCAACAGUUUACCAAGUUUGUUCAGUAGCAUGACUCUUAAAGAGCGAUGUAGAUUAAAAAGACGUUCUACUUUGGGAGUUCGUGUUAAUUUCGAAGCACCAAUGGAGAAAUUGGAGUUACCAAGAUGUCUUUUGGAAUAUAUUUUAAAUAACGGCUGGGAUGAUUUGUCCAAACGCUUAAAGACCCGCAAGAUGGUUUUCUGAAGUGAGAGUUUUACAUCAUUACUCUUACCACGAGUAACUGGGUGAAGUGGAUAUUUAAUGUGUGUCAAAUUUGUAUAAUAUUUUGGUCGUUUAAUCAUAUCUUAUUGUGGGGGAUAUAUCGACUAUAGUAAUUACAACUCAAAGAUCAUACGAAAGUUACGCUGUAUGUCUAGAAUUAGCUCGGCUUUAGAAUAGUACAUUGAAGACUACGAGGUUCUUAGUGACCGAGACUAGGAGCUAAUUGACCGACAUAAUUCAACGAUUUUAUUCGAAAACCCUAUGUAUAGUUAGGGAGUUUUGAGGAGUGUUUAUUCAGCUUCGUAGAAAACACUUAAGGGUAUAGAGUCAACUAUUUUAGGGUAGA